Aspergillus udagawae is the source of this 1017-nucleotide messenger RNA. RefSeq lists its product as uncharacterized. Lineage: Eukaryota; Fungi; Ascomycota; Eurotiomycetes; Eurotiales; Aspergillaceae. The record is from RefSeq and is a predicted model, not a curated record. The coding region runs from base 1 to 1017 and encodes 338 amino acids. The transcript has a single exon.
AUGUCCAAGGACGAGCUCAGAACUACCAGCUAUCAACUUGGACUUGGUAUACUCGCCGCUGGUAUACAGCCAUAUGAUCGUGUUGCAAACCUCUUCUAUGCGGGUGAUUUAUACGGCAGCUUCCUCCUACACAUUCUGUCAAUCAUGGAUAUUGGAGUUCCACUGGUACAGCUGCCGAUUGGUGGUUCCUGUGAACCCGACAAAAGCAUCCAGCAUAUGCGGCAGUUGAACGCGACUGUGGUGUUUGCCACAGCCACGACUAUAUACAGACUCGCAAAGCACCUGGUCGAAGAGAACAACAUACUCCCCGCUGUCCAGAGGCUACUGUUCUCGGGAGAGCCGUUUUAUGAGGACCAACGAGAGUUGGUUGCGAGGGCAUUUCCGAACGCUACAAUUAGGUCCCUGGUUUACGGUAGCAUUGAUGCAGGCGUUCUGGGUUAUUCAACUCCUGACGAGGACUCCCGCGUCCAUGUUGUGAAUAGCCCGUCAGUGGUACUUGAGAUUGUACCGGAUGGUUCGACAACCCCUACGACACGACAUGGUGUUCCUGGAUCCGUUCUGGUGACAAACCUGGCGCGGAAAUUGCAGCCAGUUGUACGCUAUCCCUGUGGCGAUAAAGCUGAAUGGGUAGAUUACAAUAAUCGCACUUUCCGCCUUCUCGGACGAGAUCAGCAAGCUGUCCGGUUAGGGCCCGUCUCGAUAGAUUUCAAUGAUCUUCAUGAGAUUGUCGCUUCGGCACUUCCGCCCAGGACCUUUCAAGCACUACAAGCAUUGAUCACGAGGGAGAACUCAAUAGAUCAGUUGACUAUCCGCCUAGUCUGCGACAAUUUGGCUCAUGACUCCACAGAUACAGUGCGUGAAAGUAUAGCUAAAGGCCUCGGCAUGCGACGCCCAAUGUUUCAAGACCAUGUCAAGCAGCGACUGGUAAACCCGUUGAAGGUCUCUAUCGUAAGCUUGGAAGACUUUGAUAUUAACCCAAGGACCGGCAAACUGGUCCAACUUGUCGAUAAGCGCUAA